AUGAGUUCUCAAUUUGCAAAUCGCCGAAAGCCCCGCAAAAUUGGUGGCGAUGAUGAGGAAAAUGACGCCGACGAGCAAGACUCCGGUCCUGUUGUCAAACGUCCUCCGACUUCGAAAACGAAGCAAAAGUCGAAAAUGCGCCUUUCGUUCGGUCCCGGCAGUACCUCGAUGGCGGACGAUGACGCACAGGAAAGCGAAGUUGUCAUUCCCAAACGACCUGGGCUCGCGAAACGUGCUCUAGAGAAGAGUGCCUUUCAGCGAUCCUUGACACCGUCGGGCGCAGGUGGUCAGAUCCCCCUCCGGGUAGGGCCUGAGCAGGAUAGGCCGAGUUACAACGACGAAUAUCUAAAAGAGCUCCGAAACUCGACCCCCUCUACGCCGAAGCCCGCCGCUGAGGAUGAAUCGGAGAAGACAAUUGAUGUGGCUGCCAAGUUUGGUGAGGUCAUGAAGGUUUCAACCCCUGCUGCUAUUCCCAGCGAAGCAGAGAUUAGAGAAAAGAAAGCUCGGAGAGCCCGAUUAGCGAAGGAAGAAGCGGCGCUUUCCACCGAGAAAGACUUCAUUUCCCUCGAGGAUGAUAUGGAAGAGGACGACUGGGAUCUUCAGGCGCGGCGGGAGGAUACGAGGCUUGUCCGUGACGAUGAAGAUUUCGCAGAAGGAUUUGACGAGUUUGUUGAGGACGGACGUAUAUCCCUUGGGAGGAAAGCAGAGAAAGAGCAGAAGCGAAAACAGCGGGAAGAAAUGCGUGAGCUUAUUGAUGAUGCUGAAGGUCUGUCGGAUGAGGAUGAUUCGGACUUGGAGGAAAAAGCAGCGUACGACGCCAGUCAGGCACGAGCUGCUAUGGGUGCGAGCAGAGACCCUAUUGACCGGCCGCGCACUCCGCCAAAGAUGACCUCGAUACCCCGUCUGUCGAACUCACUCGAGCGUUUGCGUAUGAACUUGGCGGUCCUAGAGAAGUCAAAGGCUCAGAUGAUCGACCGUAUGGAGGAACUGAGGAAGGAGAAGGCGGACAUAGCUGUUCGGGAAGUGGAAAUCCAGGCUUUGAUCAAAGAAGCCGGAGAUAAUUACGAGAAGCUUAAGCAGGAGGCUGGAAUCACUCCUGGCUCAGAUGGAAACCUCUCUACAGCCGAUGAGAUGGCGAAUUCGCGAGGCUUAGAGGGUCUUGGAAAUUCGGUGACAGCAUCUGCAAACAGCUCUGAGCAUGAGGAGCCUUGA
Aspergillus tubingensis is the source of this 1212-nucleotide messenger RNA. RefSeq lists its product as uncharacterized. The record is from RefSeq and is a predicted model, not a curated record. Gene Ontology annotation, biological process: spliceosomal complex disassembly. The coding region runs from base 1 to 1212 and encodes 403 amino acids. The transcript is spliced from 2 exons. Gene Ontology annotation, cellular component: U2-type post-mRNA release spliceosomal complex. NCBI's taxonomy places the organism in Eukaryota, Fungi, Ascomycota, Eurotiomycetes, Eurotiales, Aspergillaceae.